Molecule: messenger RNA, 3399 nt
Organism: Capra hircus (goat)
Lineage: Eukaryota; Metazoa; Chordata; Mammalia; Artiodactyla; Bovidae
Gene: CAPN12
Product: calpain 12
Exons: 20
Coding region: 33-2291 (752 amino acids)
Biological process (GO): proteolysis
Cellular component (GO): cytoplasm
Molecular function (GO): calcium ion binding; calcium-dependent cysteine-type endopeptidase activity
Source: RefSeq, a predicted model, not a curated record
CUGCCGCCAGCCUGUGAGCCCACAGUGUCCGGAUGGCGUGUGGCAGCAGGAGAGUCACCAUCCAGUUGGUUAACGAGGAGACAGGGCCUGAAACCAAGGGCCCAAAGCUCUUUCGCGGCCAGAACUACGAAGCAAUCCGAGCAGCCUGCCUGGAUGAGGGGAUCCUGUUCCGAGAUCCUUACUUCCCUGCUGGCCCUGAUGCCCUUGGCUACGACCAGCUGGGGCCCCACUCGGAGAAGGCCAAAGGGGUGGAAUGGAAGAGGCCCCACGAGUUUUGCACUGAGCCCCAGUUCAUCUGUGAGGACAUGAGUCGAACAGAUGUGUGUCAGGGGAGACUGGGUAACUGCUGGUUUCUUGCGGCUGCUGCCUCCCUCACUCUGUACCCCCGACUCCUGUCCCGUGUGGUACCCCCGGGACAGGGCUUCCAACAUGGCUACGCAGGUGUCUUCCACUUUCAGCUCUGGCAGUUUGGCCGCUGGGUGGACGUCGUGGUGGACGACAGGCUGCCUGUGUGCGAGGGGAAGCUGAUGUUCGUGCGCUCUGAUCAGCGGAACGAGUUCUGGGCUCCGCUGCUGGAAAAGGCCUAUGCUAAGCUCCACGGCUCCUAUGAGGUGAUGCGAGGCGGCCACAUGAAUGAGGCUUUUGUGGACUUCACAGGGGGUGUAGGUGAGGUGCUUUACCUGAAGAAGGACACUCCAAACCCUCCGGGCCUCUUCUCCAUCCUGCGCCGUGCCCUGGCCAAGGAGUCCCUCGUGGGGGCCACUGCCCUGAGUGAUCGGGGUGAGUACCGGACAGGCGACGGGCUGGUGAAGGGACACGCAUAUUCAGUCACGGGCACACACAAGGUGUCACUGGGCUUCACUAAGGUGCGGCUGCUGCGGCUGCGGAACCCAUGGGGCCGAGUGGAGUGGAAUGGGGCCUGGAGCGACAGCUGCCCACGCUGGGAUGCGCUCCCUACAGAGUGGCGUGAUGCCUUGCUGGUGAAAAAAGAGGAUGGCGAGUUCUGGAUGGAGCUGCUGGACUUCUUCCGCCACUUUGACACUGUCCAGAUCUGCUCGCUGAGCCCCGAAGUGCUGGGCCCCAGCCCGGCUGGAGGCGGCUGGCACAUCCACACCUUCCAAGGCCGCUGGGUGCGCGGCUUCAACUCUGGCGGGAGCCAGCCUGGUGCCGAAACCUUCUGGAUGAACCCCCAGUUCCGGCUGACGUUGCUGGAGCCUGAUGAAGAGGAUGAGGACGAGGAUGGAUCCUUGGGGUGCUGGGGGGCAGCAGGGGCAGGGGGCCCCGUGCGGGGCGCUCGCACCCCCAAAUGCACUGUUCUCCUAUCACUCAUCCAGCGCAACCAGCGGCGCCUGAGGGCCCAGGGCCUCAAAUACCUGACCGUGGGCUUCCACGUGUUCCAGAUCCCAGAGGAGCAACUGGGCCUGUGGGACUCCCCGCGGAGUCGCGCGCACUUGUCCGGCCUGCUGCGCGCUGACCGCUCACCAUUCUGCGCCCGCCGCGACGUGAGCCGCCGCUGUCGCCUGCGCCCGGGCCACUACCUGGUGGUGCCCAGCGCCGCCCGUGCCGGCGAUGAGGCCGACUUCACGCUGCGCGUGUUCUCUGAGCGCCGCCACACGGCCAUGGAGGUAGAUGACGUGAUCAGCGCCGACCUGCACGCGCUUAUGGUCCCCUACAUUCCCCUGGAGCUGGAGUUGCAGCAGCUUUUUCAGGAGCUGGCAGGAGAGGAGGAAGAACUUGGCGCCCCUCAGCUCCAGAUCUUGUUAAGCAUCGCCCUGGAGCCUGCCAGGGCCCAUGCCCAGACCCCCAGAGAAAUCGGGCUCAGGACCUGUGAGCAGCUGCUGCAGUGUUUUGGGCAUGGGGGAAGUCUGGACUUGUACCACUUCCAGCAGCUCUGGGGCCACCUCCUGGAGUGGCAGGCCACAUUCGAUAAGUUCGACGAGGACGCCUCUGGAACCAUGAACUCCUAUGAGCUGAGGCUGGCGCUGAAUGCGGCGGGCUUCCACCUGAACAACCAGCUGACCCAGGCCCUCACGAGCCGCUACCGUGACAGCCGCCUGCGUGUGGACUUUGAGCGCUUCGUGUCCUGCAUGGCCCAGCUCAUCUGCAUCUUCCUGGAUGCAGGUGGCCACCUUCUCCUAGAUCUCAGCCCGGGAUCCCUGCCUCUCCCCCAUCCCAGCCCGGACCGCGGGGAGGGAGCAGCUGCUCUGACGGUGGACGGUCGUCUGAGCACGGCCUUGGGAGCCAGCCUGCCUGGAGCUGAUUUCAGGCCCCACCCCUCACCGGCUGGGUGACACUGGGCAAGUCCCUGCACCUGUUUCGUCCUGCCCUGUGCAGGCUGCACGAGUCUGCCCACAUCACACGCUGAGAACAGUGGCUGGCCCAGAGUGGGUCCCCAGAGGCACCCCUAUGCUCACACACUCACGGGAACAAGGACUGGGUUGCGCCCAAGCCCCCACUUCGCUCUGGGAAGGGGUGCUCCAUCAUCACUCUCCAAAGAAGUGGAGAACAGGGAUAGAAAAACAGAGGACGCUGUAGGAAUCCUUAAAAAUAUUACAUGUUUUAUUAUCCUGUCCCCAGAAGGGAGGUUUAUCCAGAAACCGGGAAAAAAAUAAUCAAGAAUAAACUCAAAAAAAUAAGGCGGGGGGGGGGGCGAGGUGGUUAGGGAAGGGAGAGCAAAACCAUCCACUAACAGGCAACUAGGCCAGCAGCCCACCCUCCACCUCAGGAGGGUCCCCAGAGACCCAUGCCCGACGGCAGACAUCAGAGAGAAUCGGUGAGGGGCUGGGGGAGGGGAGCCAAUCAGCUAUAUCUUCAUUAUGAGAGCAAGAGGCGGCGAAGAUAUGUUGCUAGGUGAAUAUAUAUUUAUAUAAUAAAUCCGUAAGUUAAUAAAGUAAAUAGUAAUUCUCUGAAAGGUUGAUUUUUUUUUAUAGCUUUUUUUUGUGAAUUUGUGUGUGUGUGUGUCGAGAGGUGGGGGGCGCGGUGUGGGGAAGGAGGGUGGUCCUUAGAAAAUCUGAAGAGAUACAUAGGUCCAGACAAAGCAAAGAGGGGAGUGUCUGGGGAUGAGGGCCGGAGGCUCGUCUGCCUGGCCCCACUCCUAUCGCAGAAGAAGGGGGGGACUGAGCUGAAGCCCCUCACGUCCUGGCAACGCCAAGCUGGAGGGGAGGGGAGAUGGAGCAGGCAGGUCCUCUUUCCUGCCGGGCGGCCCGGGCACCCUCUGUGGGGCCCAUUGCAGGCUCGGCGGUUCCUGAACAAGGCACGUCGGGCUUUGGCCUGGAUGUAGGAGGCCUUGAAGGGACCUCGGGGGAGAAGGGGUGGGGGUGCCGUUUCUAGGGCUUGGAGGGGGCCUGUUUUGCUGUGAGGAUCCACUGUUCCCUCCACAAAGUUAGAAAAAAAAAAAAA